Messenger RNA from Heteronotia binoei (common prickly gecko), 2160 nucleotides. Its product is annotated as mitochondrial amidoxime reducing component 2-like. The coding region runs from base 1 to 993 and encodes 330 amino acids. NCBI's taxonomy places the organism in Eukaryota, Metazoa, Chordata, Lepidosauria, Squamata, Gekkonidae. The record is from RefSeq and is a predicted model, not a curated record. The transcript is spliced from 7 exons. Gene Ontology annotation, molecular function: molybdenum ion binding; pyridoxal phosphate binding; molybdopterin cofactor binding. Gene Ontology annotation, biological process: nitrate metabolic process. Gene Ontology annotation, cellular component: mitochondrial inner membrane.
AUGGGUGACUCCGGCCUCCUCGCCCUGCCCAAGGCCCGGCCCGGCUGGUUCCUCGCCUCCGCCCUGGCCUUAGUCGCUGCGCUAGGGGUGGCCACGGCCUGGCGGGCUCGUCGACGGCGGGCUCGUCGAGGCCUGGUGCGGGUGGGGACGGUGUCGGGGCUCUUCGUUUAUCCGGUCAAGUCCUGCCGUGGAGUGGCCGUGAAGCAGGCCGAAGUGUCUCAACUGGGUCUCGGCUGCGGAGACAUGCGCGACAGGCAUUGGCUUGUAAUAAAGGAAGAUGGGCAUAAAGUGACUGCUCGGGAAGAACCUCGGCUGGUGUUAAUUUCUCUCACUUGUGAAAAUGGAUAUCUAACUUUGAGUGCUCCAGAAAUGAAAGAUCUUCAUAUUCCUGCUGAGUUAUCACAAAAAAAUCCAGUGCAAAAUUGCAGGGUGUUUGGCUUUGACAUCCAAGGAAGAGACUGUGGUGAAGAGGCAGCUCGGUGGAUCACGGCCUUUCUGAAUUCGCAUCCAUAUCGCCUUGUUCAUUUUGAACUAAACAUGGUUCCAAGGAAUGCAAAAGAUCUUAUGGAGCCUUUUCGACCCAGUGAUAAGAUUGCCUACCCUGACUGUAGUCCAGUUAUGGUACUCUCUGAAGCCUCUGUGGAAGAGCUAAAUUCCCGGCUGGAGAAGAAAGUUCAAAUACGUAACUUCAGGCCAAAUAUUGUGGUCACUGGCUGUGGUCCUCAUGAGGAGGAUACUUGGGAUGAGAUAGUGAUUGGAAAUGUAGAAAUGAAAGGCGUAAUGGCCUGCCCACGGUGUAUUUUUACAACUGUUGAUCCAGAUACCGGGAUAAUGGACAGGAAAGAGCCUCUUGACACCCUGAAAAGCUACCGCCAAUGUGAUCCAUCUGAGCAGCAUAUAUAUAAAUCACACCCACUCUUUGGGUGGUACUUUGGAAUUGCUAAAACAGGAACACUUCAGGUUGGAGACCCAGUGUACAAGAUAAUCGGGUAAUACAGAAGCAACCCAAAUGGAAACUCUUCUUUUGUACCUUUAAGUGCCUUUUUGCGGGGAAAAAAGAUUUAGCGCUCUUUUUUAUGUAAUGCAUAUUUUUUGUAUUCCAGUUAGAAAAAUUAAUGUAAUACUUUUAUGAAAUAUUGGUGCACACAGAACUUUCUUUAAAAGGCUUGAGUUUGAAGGAGAAAGUUGUUACAGUAAUAAGCAGAUCCUUUUGUAUGUUGUGCAUACAUAAUUAGCUCUGUACCUUUUCAGAAUUCAACUUUUAAACUCAUUGUAAGUGGAUUAAUGGAAGUCUACUGGGAGGCUUAAAAACUGAGUCACAUCACUGAAAAAUUCCUUGGGAAUAAAUUCAGGUGGUUAGCUGUAUUGCUCUGAAGUAUUAAAACAAAGUUUGAGUCCAGUGAUGCCUUUAAGACCAACAGAGUUUUAUUCUGGUUAUAACUUUGUUGGUCUUAAAGGUGCUGCUGGACUCAAACUUUGUUCAACUUGGAAAUAAGUUUAAUUGAUGCCAGUUCAUAUAAUGGCAUUUAUCCAACUACAGAGUUCAAAGACUUAAUAGCACCUAAGUCUUUGGAAGAGGGCACAGUGAUUUCCUGCAGUUGUUCUCUCUCACUGCAGAGCCCUACUUUGUCCCACUGCUGUUUCUGAGGAAUGUCUGACCCACCAGAACAAUGUAUCAGGGGCUCAAGGGACUGCAAUAGGAGGGGAAAUGGGAAAAGUACCUGACCAUGAAGUUCACAGAUGGUUAGAUACAACUGGAUUUGGAGUCGAUCAGACUGAAAAACAACAACUUGCCUUUAAUAUUUUUCUUCCAUUCCAUUCAUGUUGUAUCCACUUUCGUUAUGACCAAAAAAAACCCUGACCCAAAAGAUGGCCAGUUUAAACAGAUACAAGUGAAAUUUCUCUUAAUGUUAAGAGAUCAGUUGUAUUUUUGGGGAUAUAUUUGAAUAUAUAUUUUUUUAAUCACUGAAUUGUAACCGUUCUAAGCAACUUACUUCAGGCAAUAUUAUUUGAAUGUACUUUUAUACAAAUCAAUCUUUGGAUGUGGUGAUUGAAUUAAAGCAACUAAUAGAGAUUCACUAUGGGCCUGUUCAGAUGUACAGUUUAAUCAGUUGUUGCUGCUGUUUCCUACUGGAUUAAAAGUGGCUGAUCAGGCAGCAA